CUUUUUAAUCAAACUACGUCAUAGCUAGCCCAAACAUGACGUCAUGUGAGUGUGAAGUUAUGUGAGUGUGAGUCGGAAAGAAAAUGAGAAGUCGAUAAAGUCUUAGCUUUCGCCGAUGAUUGAAGACUUGAAGGACAGAAGGGACCGAUUACGCACCAGAAUCACUGCUCUACAGUCUGAGCAUGGCGACAACACCCGACCUGAUCUCCGUGUUACCAACACCAGACUUCUGCACCAGAACAUAGAACUGAUGACGAAACACUUCGAACUAGAAGCAGAGGUAAAGGAAAAAGAUGAUCAAGUAAAGGCACUUAGAGAAAAAUGCUCCAAGCUGCGGGAGAAGCUUGCAAAAACAGAGCAAGAGAAAGAGGAUCACUUUAGGACGAGGAACUACCUGGCCGAUCUAGUAAAUGACUUACGCAAAGACCUUGAGGAUGAGGUGGAUAGGAAUAAGGAUCUGGAAGCACAAGUCCGCAAGUUUUUAUUUUACAGUUGUCCGGGGAGGAUCACAGUGAUCAAACGCUGUGGAGGAAGACGUGUGAUGGUUUCAAGAAUCCCUUUAAAAGGCGCAAGUGAAAGCUCUCAGACAAACCCGAAUGAUGAGAGCAGAUAGCGUGUUCAUCGGCAUAUGAGUCACGGGUGGUCAAUCUCCAGAACAUCGAUCAAUACCUUUUCUGCAAUCUACCCCGUAAUCUGUUGUUGAGUUUCGAAUGAACAGCAGCUAAUUUAUAUGCGUUUGAUAAUUUUAUUAAAAAUAAGUUGUGGGA
Molecule: messenger RNA, 767 nt
Organism: Nematostella vectensis (starlet sea anemone)
Lineage: Eukaryota; Metazoa; Cnidaria; Anthozoa; Actiniaria; Edwardsiidae
Exons: 5
Coding region: 116-613 (165 amino acids)
Source: RefSeq, a predicted model, not a curated record